AUGCAAAAUACGUUUGCUGAUAAAACUAGUAAAUAUGCUAUUUUGGAAAUUCUUGGUGAAGGUGCAUUCGGAUGUGUUCAUAAAGCUCGUCAUCGUGAAACAAAUGAAUAUGUAGCAAUGAAAAAAGUACAUAUGAAAAAAACACGUGAAGGUAUUCCAACAGCAAUUUUAAGAGAAGCAGCAUUUUUAACAAAGAUGAAUAAAUCAGCUCAUCAGAAUCUCAUCAAAUUGAAAGAAAUAAUUAUUGAUUCAUCACAAGACGAUAACCAGAUAGUUGUAUUUAUUUUUGAAUAUAUUGAAUAUGAUCUUGAUCGGUAUCUUAAAUCUCAUCGACCAUUAAACAUCAAUAUUAUUCGGAGUCUUACCGAACAAUUAUUAACAGGUGUUUCUGUUUUACAUAAUAAUUCUAUCUUUCAUCGUGAUAUUAAACCUCAAAAUAUUCUAAUUACGUCCAAUGGUAUUUUAAAAAUAGCUGAUUUUGGUUUAGCAAGAGAAUAUAAUUACACGAAGUUGCUAACAUCAGUCGUUGUUACAAUGUGGUAUCGUGCGCCUGAAGUACUGCUACAAGCCUCUUACAAUAUGGCUGUGGAUAUUUGGAGCGUGGGAUGUAUAUUCGCUGAAAUGGCCUUUGGCAAAGCAUUAUUUCCCGGAAAGACGGAAAUUGAUCAAUUGAAAAAAAUAAUAUGUUUAUUUGGUUUACCAGAUAAAAGCGAUUGGCCCGAUAAAGCCAAAAUUACCCGAGAGUCAUUUACAAACUGUAAUAAAACAUCGACAACACUAGAACGUUUAAUUAGAUUUACCGAUAAAUGUGCAUCCGAUCUUUUACAAUCCUUACUGGAAUUUAAUGCAAAAAAUCGUUGUUCAGCAAAGAAAGCAUUACAGCAUGAUUUUUUCAGAAAAUCUGAUCAUACAAUGUGUACAGUUUCGUUCGAUGAUCAAUCAUUGUCAACAGCUGUCGAUGAUAUUUUUGAUUAUAAACAAACGUAUUUAGAUACAAUAAGUCCGUGUGACACAAAUUCUGAUUAUGAAAUUCAAAGUGUUCGAUCAGAAUUUACCGAUUCAUUUGAUGUAUUUCAUUCACCACCCAUGCUGUUAUACGAUGAUUCAUCACCAAUUGAUGUUUUUGCAUGGUACUGUCCGACUUCUCCUUAA
Didymodactylos carnosus is the source of this 1152-nucleotide messenger RNA. Lineage: Eukaryota; Metazoa; Rotifera; Eurotatoria; Philodinida; Philodinidae. The record is from the annotation of a GenBank genome assembly.